Molecule: messenger RNA, 1792 nt
Organism: Panicum virgatum (switchgrass)
Lineage: Eukaryota; Viridiplantae; Streptophyta; Magnoliopsida; Poales; Poaceae
Product: alpha-galactosidase-like
Exons: 14
Coding region: 204-1469 (421 amino acids)
Biological process (GO): carbohydrate metabolic process
Molecular function (GO): hydrolase activity, hydrolyzing O-glycosyl compounds
Source: RefSeq, a predicted model, not a curated record
GCCUCGGUCGCGGGCUCGCGGCGUCAGCGCCGGAAAAGAAAAGAAAAAGAUGGAAUAAAGCGCCUCCUCUCUUCUCCUCUCCUCUCCUCUGCAAUCAUCAGUCGCGGGGGGCUUCAAAUACCGGGGAAGCGCACAAGUGUCGAUCCACCGAGCCAGGGGAGUGACGGGAGCGCGAGCGAGCGAUAGCCGAUAGGAGGCGGGCCAUGGCGGGUGCGGGCAGAAGUCGCCGCCGUCGUCGCGAGUCGCCGCCGGCGACGGUGAGGCUGGCGCUGCUGGUGGCGGUGGCCACCAUGGCCGGCGUCGCGGCGGAGGGCAAGGCGGUGCGCGUGGGGGAGCCGCACCGGCGGAGCAUGCUGGCCAACGGCCUCGGCUCCGCCCCUCCCAUGGGGUGGAACAGCUGGAACCACUUCCAGUGCGGCGGCAACGGCGAGGUGGUCAUCAGGGAGACCGCUGACGCGCUCGUGUCCACCGGGCUCGCUGCUCUCGGCUACAAAUACGUCAACAUCGAUGACUGCUGGGCGGAGCCAAAACGUGAUGCAACGGGCAAUCUGGUGGCCAACACCAAGACGUUCCCGCACGGGAUCAAGGCGCUGGCGGACUACGUCCACAGCAAGGCGCUCAAGCUCGGGAUCUACUCCGAUGCCGGGUUCCAGACCUGCGCCAAGGCCCAGCCCGGCUCCCUCGGCCACGAGGAGCAGGACGCCAAAACCUUCGCGGCAUGGGGAGUCGAUUACCUCAAGUAUGACAACUGCAACAACGGCGACAUCAAGCCGCUGGAGAGGUACCCUGAGAUGAGCAAGGCCCUGAUGAAGACCGGCCGGCCGAUCUACUUCUCGCUGUGCGAAUGGGGCGACAUGCACCCGGCGCGGUGGGGCGCGGCCUACGGCAACAGCUGGAGGACCACCAACGACAUCGCCGACACCUGGGAAAGCAUGAUCGCAACGGCGGACCAGAACGAGGUGUGGGCGGAGUACGCGCGCCCCGGCGGCUGGAACGAUCCCGACAUGCUGGAGGUGGGCAACGGGGGGAUGACGAACAGCGAGUACGUCGUGCACUUCAGCCUCUGGGCGAUUUCUAAGGCGCCGCUCAUCAUCGGCUGCGACGUGAGGCACAUGUCGCAGGAGACGUACGACAUCCUGGCCAACAAGGAGGUGAUCGCCGUCAACCAAGAUCCGCUCGGCGUGCAGGGGAAGAAGGUGAGGAUGGAGGGGAGCAACGAGAUCUGGGCGGCGCCGCUGUCCGACUACCGGACGGCGGUGGUGCUGCUGAACCGGCACGCGACGGACGGGGCCACCAUCACCGCGCACUGGGACGACGUCGGCCUCCCCGCCGGCCUGGACGUCGAGGCCAGGGACCUGUGGCAGCACAAGACGCUGGACGGCGCGUUCACGGACAGGAUGGCGUUCGACGUCGCGGCGCGGUCGUGCAGGAUGUUCGUGCUCAGGCCCAGGCUCCCCAUGAAAGCAUAGCAUUGCGCGGCGGCGCCGGGGCCGCGCGGACGGACCGACGACGGAGCACGCUGGUGGCCGGCGGGCGGCGGCGACGCCGCGUUGGCGGUGUGGUGGUGGGUAUUGGGCGAAUUGUGUGUACUUGCUACUUUGCAUUAACAGCCAUUAAGGGAAUUUGCCACAGGCUAUCGACGGUAAGCGAAGGGCGCGGCCCAGUCCAGGCCGAGAACUCCCGAUUUGUCGGCCCAUGGGCUGUAGUAGCAAAGCCGAGUUCUCUAGUGGAAUCUAUAUAUCUUCCGGAAGUUUUUUUCUAUUUAUUUUUCACUGUUUGAGAUUCGUGCAAA